Symbiodinium necroappetens is the source of this 1017-nucleotide messenger RNA. Lineage: Eukaryota; Dinophyceae; Suessiales; Symbiodiniaceae. The record is from the annotation of a GenBank genome assembly.
AUGGUAGGCGACAAGCCCAAGCAUCCUAUCCUGGAGAGCGGCUGUACCGAGCUCAUGCAGGCUGCCUACAAGGGAGACACCAAGAAGGUGAAGGCUCUCGUCGACGGGGGGGCAGACGUCAACCAGCAAGAUGCCUAUGGCUGGACGGCUGUUCGUUACGCCGUCAGGAACAGGCAACUCAAGAGCACUGAGACCCUUCUGGAUCUGGGAGCCGACGUGAACAUCGCAUCCAAGACGGGACGGACGCCCCUGAUGUCCGCGGCCGGCAAUGGCCUGGAGGAGCUCUGCAAGAUGCUGGUGGAGCAGGGGGAUGCAGACAUCAUGGCCGGUGCCCCAGCCGCAGAUGAAGGUGGCAAGACUGCCUACGACCUGGCCCUGAGGACUGGGCCUCUGGGCAGCGACCUUAUCCGCGACCUCGUUGCAGGCUUGAGCCGCCGCUUCCGGCCUUCUGACGUUCUUGAGAUCCUCGCUGCAGCCGACCUUGCCCUUCUUCCUGUCACGUGCACUUGCUCCAAGACUGAGACGGUAUUCAACAGCAACGACAGCAACCGCCAGCACCAUCACUGCCACCACCACCACCACCACCACCGCCACCACCACCACCGCCACCGCCCUCCUGCUCCUGCUACUGCUACUCGUACUGUUACUGCAACUACGCCUACGGCUAUGUUACGACGACGACGACGGCGACUAGACUACGACCACGAACACUGCCGCCCCUGCCAGAGCUACCGCGAAAGCAGAAAGAGUCGUGACAAAAAAAAACGCCGAAGAGCACGAGAAGAGCCAACUUGGGCGCCAGAGCUUCUUUUCUGGUCCCUGGCCGCAGGUGGGCAGACACCCGGGGCCGGCGAGGAAGGCUGGAAGAGGAACCCAGGCCCGGCCGGGGGGAAAAAAUGCAACCCAGUCGAAGAAAUUAGACUCUCCCAAAACCAGCCGCUGCUCCUCAGUUCGUCGCUGGCAACGAGGUGCCUAAGUUCCUUUGUGCGAAGUACCCACGAGUCGCUCGCCUUUUGA